Molecule: messenger RNA, 189 nt
Organism: Prunus avium (sweet cherry)
Lineage: Eukaryota; Viridiplantae; Streptophyta; Magnoliopsida; Rosales; Rosaceae
Source: RefSeq, a predicted model, not a curated record
AUGGAGAUCUUUGGCUUUGUGAACAGAUAUUGGCAGCACUCGAACAUUUUGAAUUCUCAUCCGAAGAACUAUGGACGUCGUUCCCGCACUUGCCAAGCAUGUGGAAAUCCUCAUGGGUUGAUUCGAAAGUACGGCAUGACAUUCUUCCACAGUAACGCCAAGAAGAUUGGCUUUGUCAAGUACCGCUGA